Molecule: messenger RNA, 3530 nt
Organism: Cydia splendana
Lineage: Eukaryota; Metazoa; Arthropoda; Insecta; Lepidoptera; Tortricidae
Product: membrane protein BRI3-like
Exons: 3
Coding region: 115-483 (122 amino acids)
Source: RefSeq, a predicted model, not a curated record
CAGCCACUUGACAGCUGAUUGUCUUGCGAGCGAGUCUUGCUUCUUGUAGAGUUACAAAGAAAGUUACUGCAAAACUUUACGUGCAAGUGUUUUAGUUUCUAAGCAGAAAGAAUAAUGGAAAAGCCGACAGUUACUGUGACUGACCAGCCUCCACCGUACUCUGCUGCGGUGCCAGGAGCGCCCCCUGCGCCGCAGCCGGGCGGGGCGGCCUACCCUCCCCCUCCCCCGCCGCCCGGCUACACGCCGUACGGGCCCGCGCCGCCCAACACCGCCUACCUGCCCAACUACGGCGCCACCACUGUCAUCAUACCACCACAGAUAAUCGCCGUGAACGCGUGCCCGGCCUGCCGCGUGGGCAUCCUGGAGGACGACUUCACGUGCCUCGGCAUCCUGUGCGCCAUCUUUUUCUUCCCCCUCGGGAUAUUGUGCUGUCUCGCUCUCAAGAACCGACGGUGCUCGAACUGCGGGGCUAUGUUCGGAUAAUUCUGUAAUACCUAGACAAGGUGACAAUCGUUUAUUGACGUCAAUCGAAAAGUAAAAGAGUAUAGGAAUGAUAACGAUCGAAAAGUCACAGGAUAAUUCUCAUACAUUGUUUUUUAAGCGAUUGGCGUUUUGUAUAAACGAUUGUCACUAGGCUCCCUGGUUUGAGAAUAGAUUAGUGGCGAAUGAGGAUAAAAACUGCUUAAUGCUCGCCAUAGAUGGCGCUGUGGGUUAAAAGUGACAAAAUGUCUUUGUAAAAUGUGGUUUAUCUUUAUUUUUUAUUUUAUUUCUAAUAUUCGCAAAAAAGUAUCUUACGAAUAUCAGCAAUGGUAAAAUAUGUACUCAAAAAGGAACAAAUAAUUGCGUGUGCUAGGUUUACGGUCAACUUGAAUAUUCUCUAAGAAAUUGGGCUAAUUUUAUUGAAUUUAUGAAGUUUACCGUAACUGUCACUUGGACCCAUUACACUGCACUGCAGCGCCAUCUCUGUUGAGCUUUGCGUGUUUAAACUAAUUUGAAUUGGAGUCGUUUGUAAUGUAGGUACGAAAAAAGAAACUCUUUCAUACGCGAUAUUAUAUUUGAUUUUUUUUCAUUAAAUAAAUACGAAAUAAACGCGUAUUGAAAGAGUUUAAAGCGAUCGAUCGAUCAUGGAUGAUGUAAAAAUAAGUAAAUAGUCCUGAAUUGUAUAUCACCAAACAUGAUCCGUCCAGUGACCCUUGGGUUAAAAUGUUAUUUACAACAUUUUUGUUCAACUAACUGUGGAAACUUAAUUGAUUUUACAGUUUUUAUAUUUGUAAUUAGUUUCUUUGCAUAAAAGGGACAAAAUGUAACCUAGACAUGUUGCAUUCCACUUAAUUAAAUAGUUUUGCAAAAAUAUCUUGACAUAAACAUACAUAUUUUAUCAACAUUAUGCAAUCGAAAAUACAAAAAGAUUUCAGUUAAGAAAUUGGCAUAUUAUGUGAAAGUUUUAAUUUAGUUCUAGUAUACUUACUGUGAAUUAUAAUUGAAAAACUAAACAUAACUACAAGUGGGUAAAUACUACCCACUUGCAUAGAAUAAAAAAACGUAGAACUGUCAAAAAGUCUGUGACCUUGAAACGGCUAAUCAUGAAAUUCAUCAAAUAUAACGAAGCAAUUGAUAUUGUGAUAGGUACUGAAUUACUGAUGGUUAGGGAGGUUGAAGUAAAAAUUGAAGCGACAUUUAGACAAAGCUAGAUUUAGCUACUUACUCGAAAACGUGAAGAGGCAGUUUAAAUAGUUUUUUGUGCAGUUGGCUAAAUUUAGCCAUGACUAAAAACCGCUUUAACAGGGUUUGUGUUUACAAAACUUUUUAUCUUUUCUUUUUAGAAAACUAAGUUCUAAAUAGAAAUAAAACCUUAGCAUAAAUGUCUGAGUGCUCGACACGGUACCAGCACAGGUCAUCUUUGAGUCAUUUUUAACCACUUGACCACAAAAGACGUCAACUGACUCGCGCGCGCGGCUACAGCCCAAUAUCAACCUUCGAGCUUGUACACAAGGUUCACGAUGAUGCGCUGCACACGAUAGGCGUAGCGUUCAAAGGGUUAAUAGAGAUAACAAUAGGGAGAUCCCUAUUGAGUGUUAGAAUGUAAAGCUAGGACAUUUAUCUUAAGGUCUUAGGCCUUACUUCUUUCUUAAUAUAAUUUGUCACUUCAGCUUAACCUGUUUAUAUAAAUAUUUUAACGUAUUUUGUUAAGUUUGGUUGUAAGUAAUUGAAUUAUUAUUCCACUGUCGAUUAUUUAAAUUUUAAAAUUUAGAGCAAUAAUUUCUACUAUUAAGUAUUAAAAUUGCUUUGCUACUAUCUAAAUUUCCUGAAUAAUUAUUGAUAAAUAUUCAAAAGUAUAUUUGAUUCGAGUUUUACCAGAAUUUGAUUUAUAAUUUAAAAAAAAUCAUAAUAUUGUAUGAGAAUGAAAUGGCCAGUAUCACAUAUAAACAUUUUGCCAUUUUGUAGAGACAGGAAAAUAGUAAGUAUUGGUAAUGUCCAUAUAAAGUAAUGUGCCAUGGUAAAGGCAGUUUGACCCCUACAGAAUUGGCCAAACGUUCAACAAACAACAAUAUGAGACUGUACCUCACUAAAGGCACAUUGACUUUGUAUUUAGGGAUUGCCCGCAGUUCUCUGUCUCUGCGUUGCAUUAAAAAUAGAGUUAAUUUAUGGUUUUAAGGGGUUUGUUAGGAUUCAUGGAGUUUUGUAUUAUAUUGCACUUAAUUUGCCAUAAGGACGUAUGCCUUCUACAUUAUCCACCAAACUGUAUUGCCAUAUACUCGUAUGUAUUUUAAGCAUUUCAACGCCAAUUAUUUGUUGUAUUUCUGAGACAUUCUUGCAAUCCUAUAACACAAAUUUCUUUAAUAUAAUGAUAUCUUCCGUUGACAGCUUAAACUCCCCAUUCGCUUUGCGCGAAAUGUAUGGUAAGGUAGCUAUUAAGAAACUUAUUAGGUACCUCUGGAAAAACUUAUGUUUUCGUGUUGUCUGCUGUCAAAUAACUAUAGUGUCCUAAAGCCGCCAGGUCGGCGACGUUGUCAUGAAGACAGCCAACAUGAGCCGGCGACAGCCAGCGGGAGCCAAUCCAUGCAAUUUGUAAGUUCUGCAAUUUUGUAAUGGCAGGUGUCUGAGGUGUCAGAAUCGAUUGAUUUUAGUAAUGUAAUGAUUUAGUAGUAAUGGGGGGUUGUAUCUGGUUGCUGCUGUUAGGGCUGAACCCCUGGAGCCUGGCUCCCGCGGGCCGGACGCUUUGGGUGUCGGCGGGCCUGAUUGGAAUGCGUCGCGGGUCGGAUUUGGCCCGCGGGCCGGGGUUUGGAGAGCCCUGCCUUAAACCAUUACUAUACAAUAACCUUAAAAUAUGAUUUAUUGCUUUUUUAAACUUAGUCUUCGUCUGUUUGUAUCAUUUUUAUUUUAGAAGUAUACGAAAUCCCUAGGUAGGGACAUAAGUAGGUACGUAGGCACUAGUUUAAGUAUGUACUGGUAUCUAUUAUAUGAAACAUAUAGUAUAAGACUAUUGAAUUUGUAAAGAUUUAUACAAUAAAAGUUGAAAUGCAAUAUUA